This is a messenger RNA of Uncinocarpus reesii 1704, 258 nucleotides long. RefSeq lists its product as uncharacterized. The coding region runs from base 1 to 258 and encodes 85 amino acids. NCBI's taxonomy places the organism in Eukaryota, Fungi, Ascomycota, Eurotiomycetes, Onygenales, Onygenaceae. The transcript has a single exon. The record is from RefSeq and is a predicted model, not a curated record.
AUGGGGGUCACCGGGAUCAGCGUCAGCAAGAAAGCCCUGGCAAAAGCGAAGAACGGAGAUUGUGGUCGGGACUUGGAUCCCGAGUUUGCGUGUGUUUCUGGUCUGGCUGAGCGGCUUCUUGGAGUCGACGAGCUGGCUUUGGGGAUAAACUGGCUGGGGUGUUUGAGGAUUGGAUCCGUAGAGCCUGUGUUGGACCGUAGACGGCUGGAAGAGGUCGAGAACUGGCAGAAGCGCAAUCUAGCUCGAAAGCUCGAUUGA